Messenger RNA from Harpegnathos saltator (Jerdon's jumping ant), 2471 nucleotides. It is a transcript of the gene Hrb27C, whose product is annotated as Heterogeneous nuclear ribonucleoprotein at 27C. Lineage: Eukaryota; Metazoa; Arthropoda; Insecta; Hymenoptera; Formicidae. The transcript has 8 exons. Gene Ontology annotation, biological process: regulation of translation. The coding region runs from base 145 to 1455 and encodes 436 amino acids. The record is from RefSeq and is a predicted model, not a curated record. Gene Ontology annotation, molecular function: mRNA binding. Gene Ontology annotation, cellular component: cytoplasm.
CGUCGCUUCGUUACGUUUACAUUCUGUUCUCGACAUCGCGUUCAUUGUGGGGAGCCAUUACCCUCGUCCGCACUAAAGCAUCGUGCCAUAUUCCCACUCGCGCCCUAAAAAUUACAACAUUCUCGUAGUUUUAAGUGAAAUAUUAUGAGAGUGAAGACCGAAAUGGACGACGACGAGAAGGGAAAAUUGUUUGUUGGUGGGCUGUCAUGGGAAACAACUCAAGAAAAUUUACAACGUUACUUUGGCCGAUAUGGCGAAGUAAUAGAUUGCGUAGUUAUGAAAAACAGCGAAUCUGGGCGCAGUCGUGGGUUUGGUUUCGUAACAUUUAGCGAUCCAGCAAACGUUUCUUUGGUUCUCCAAAAUGGUCCUCAUCAACUUGAUGGUCGUACGAUUGAUCCAAAACCUUGUAAUCCACGCACUCUUCAGAAGCCAAAGCGUAGUGGUGGUUUUCCAAAAGUUUUCCUUGGUGGUUUACCAAGCAAUGUGACUGAGACUGAUCUGCGGUCUUAUUUUACUCGCUUUGGCAAGGUUAUGGAAGUAGUGAUAAUGUAUGACCAGGAAAAAAAGAAAUCAAGAGGAUUUGGCUUCCUAAGUUUUGAGGAUGAAGAAGCAGUGGACAGAUGUGUAGCGGAGCAUUUCGUCAAUCUGAAUGGAAAACAGGUUGAGAUUAAACGUGCAGAACCGAGAGAUUCUUCAAGCAAAAUGAAUGAUAGCCAUCAGGGUCAAUGGGGCCCGCCUCAGCAGGGUGGCCCACCGAUGGGUAUGGCGGGGAACAUGGGACCGAUGGGUGGACCGAACGGACAGAUGGGUGGACCGAUGAUGGGGGGACCGAUGGGCCCGCCAGGGAAUAUGAUGCAGCAGUAUCAGGGUUGGGGAACCAGCCCUCAAACUGGUGGAUACGCUGGAUACAGUACUCAGUAUAACGCUCAGGGCUGGGGAGCACCACCAGGACCUCCGCAGCAGCAGCAAAUACCUCCGCCUCCACCGCAUCAAUGGGGUAGUAGCUAUAACGUUCAACCUGCGGCAGCUACUCAAGGUUAUGGAAGUUACGGUGGGCCGGCGACGGCCGCUUCAGGGGGCUACGGGCCCACGGCGGGUACUGGCGGGGCUGCGGGAGGCGGGCCUGGGGGCUCCUGGAGCUCCUGGAACAUGCCACAGAAUGGGCCUCCUCCUGGGACCCAGCCCCCACCCCAGCCCCCUCAGCCCAACUCCUCGCAGCCCAACUCCAACUCGAACCCCUCUGGCCCGCAGGGUGACAUAUACUCGCGACAGAACACUGGCUCAGGUGCACCCGGGUCCAGCAGCAGUUCGGCCAAGACUCCAGAUUAUACUGGGUAUUCCGGAUACAGUAAUUAUGCCGACACCACUUAUCCUCAACGUUCGUAUCAGGCCGGAGAAAGUAAUCAAGGGUCCAGGUUCCACGAGGAUCUUCGCCCCACGUCGCCACGGACAUGAAUUUCCACUUCGCAAAACCAGCGUCGGAAUUAUCCAGCAUCCUUGGGCUUAAGAUUUGGACUAAGGUCCCUGGAAGACAAAAUAUGUCGCCCUCGCUAGCAGAAAUUCAGCUCUCGCGUGCGAAUGCAAUUCUCGGGAUAUUGUGACACGUAUUAUGUUUCGCGGCGCGUGUUCUUUCAUCAGCUUCUUGUCUCCUCAUUGCGGUUACAUUGUAUUGUCACGUUAGGGGCGAGAAGUCGCGCGAAGAUUCUCUUGCAUCAUACUCGGAGACAAAUUAAUUUUCUCUCUGCUGGAAAUACAUCGGAAAUCCGCGUUCUGAUUCGCGGAUUAACUAAAUCAACGAGUUAGAUAAAUUUCGACCCGCUUUCGCGGAACUCGAUUUUGCUGAAUAAAUAUACAAAUAUAGGUCGAUUUAUAUGGCCUGUUUACUAAUGCAAGCUAGGAGAGUGUAUGCUAUCCUGUAUCAUAACAUUACAGAUAUAUGUGUAUAUAGAAUAUGAAAAUACUAAAUAUAUAAAAUGGGUCGAUGCGAGUCAAAAGCGCGUCCGCGGCAGGAUAAUAAUAUUUAGCUUUAGUGUACGAGAUACGCUCCAAUAUUUUUCACAAUGAUCGUAAAUCGCUCCCUUUCCCAUCGUCGAAGCGACCCUUGAGCAUACUUAUUGAACCGGACGGUCGAUUUGGCAAUGGGGAAAGGGGGCGACUUUCAUACAAGACCGAAAAAUAUGUUUGAAGGUGUCGUGUAUACUCGCCAAACAUUAUUAUCCUCCCCAUUAUUACGGUUCCAAUUACGUACUUGCGCCUCUGGCUUGCGCCGGUCCAUCCUGCGUAUUUCAUGCGACCCGACUCGAUGUUGUUACAAAAAUGCUCGAUGUAAAAAUAACCUGGACGUUUGCCGUAAGAGAGGAAUUCGCGCGAAUUUUCGCUUCUGGUGCGUCUACGACGAGGGAUCAGUGUGCAUAUUUUAUAAUAUUUUAACGAUAAUAAUAUUGUCGUUGCGCGCCGCUGCGCAGAUACAA